AUGGCUAGAACCAGGAGUAUGGGAGGAGGUGGGCCCCCGGCCGCUCCUGCCGCUUCUGCCUCUCCUGCUGUUGGCAAGAACAUCACCAGCCACCAGCCAGAUUCACCUUUGACAAUCCGAAGACUUCGUGAAUCCCUCAAUCUUGGCUCCCAGGUAUCCAAUACCUCAUCUCCUACUCGCGGCAGCCUUCGUUCCGGUCGCAACAGACUUCCUCUUGCAUCUUUAUCCUCUCCUUUGCCCGACAACCGUAUCAUUCAGGACGCGAAUCACGAAGCAGACGACUUGAGUCCAACUUCUCCCGACAAAACCGAGACAGAAGAAUCUGAAAAGUCCGAGGAAUUCAAAACGACUCCCAGAGCCAGGACGAAGGAACCCAGCCCGCGGGCAACUACCGAGAACAUGUCGGCCGCCACUCCUUCGGAAGCGACGAUGGGUAUCACCACAGGCACCACCGGCACCACGACGGACGAUGGAGGUACACCAGUCAACGACACCCCGAUUCCCCUCGAUCUCUACAGCGCCCGUCGAGCCAAGACCCCCGACGUGGACAUCACCGGUUCAUCGAGUGCCUCCUCAGCUCCCCCGACCCCUACCAAGCCGGCCUCCGAGCGCCGCAAAGCCACUCCCAAGGGACCGAAACUCAUCUCUCACAAAGAGGCAAAUAGGCAGCUUCGCGAUGUGAUCGUCGCCCAUAACGAGAAGGGAGACGAGCUGAAGGAGACGUCGACGCUGUACAAAGACUUGACACGCGAAGAGAACACGACCCCGAUAAUCCUCGACGAAUGCGUGGCUGUCGCUAAUGCUCGACUUGUGCGAGCCAUAGACGAUGUUGAGGCUCUUGAGGCUGGUCAUCCGCCGAGAGUGAUACCCUAUCCUGCCGAUAAGAUUCCCGAGCUUCUCGCUGCUGUCGAGAAAGCCGAGGCCGAAAGGGACGCGUUCGAUGCCGAGAAUCAGCGCUUGUUCGCGCAAAUGGCCACGUUGAAUGAGGGGCUUUACGCUCUGAAGGCCAAGGUCAAGAUUGCCAGAAAGCUCGAGCUUGAAGCCAGAAUCCGAGAGGGCAUGCCAACUCCCUCGGCGGCCUGCAACAAACCCAUUGCGCCUUCUAGAUCCGGGCUACCGGUCAUUCUUGGAACCCCGAUCGAUUCGCCGCCUACAGCUGUUGGACGGUUGGGAUUGACGGACAAAACAACUGGUCUGGAUAAAUCCCCCGCUAGCUCAAAGACCAUCGUCCAAAAGUCGACUGCGCGGAACUCAAGAGCAGGCAUGCGAACAUCGAGCUUGAACAACCCUCAGACGCCUACUAGAAAGAGAAAAGCUCGGCGCUGA
This is a messenger RNA of Colletotrichum scovillei, 1326 nucleotides long. RefSeq lists its product as uncharacterized. The transcript has a single exon. The coding region runs from base 1 to 1326 and encodes 441 amino acids. The record is from RefSeq and is a predicted model, not a curated record. NCBI's taxonomy places the organism in Eukaryota, Fungi, Ascomycota, Sordariomycetes, Glomerellales, Glomerellaceae.